This is a messenger RNA of Schistosoma spindalis, 2352 nucleotides long. Lineage: Eukaryota; Metazoa; Platyhelminthes; Trematoda; Strigeidida; Schistosomatidae. The record is from the annotation of a GenBank genome assembly.
AUGGAGAUUUUGUGCAAUUACUCUCAAAAUCCAGUGGUUGGUUCUUCAAAAAGCAGUCACACGGAGCAUGAACCAGUCCCAGUAUCAGCCAAAGUGCAAGAUAUCACUGCUUCUCAGCGACGAAAUAUCAAUUGCACCAGUUCGAAUAUCUUCGGUGGUCUUCAAAAUGCCCAUCUUCCUGUAGUCCCUAAUCCGAAUGUCUUAUUUAAGAACGAACUGACAGAAAAUUACUCCGACAAUUUGGCGCCGCGUAUAUCACCAUACCUUCUUGGGAUGCUCCAGUGUAGACCAGUUUCCUUACCUCUUACUCGGAACGUUGUGAAAGAGGGAUGGCUUAUGAAACGCGGCGAACAUAUUAAAAAUUGGCGACGUCGAUAUUUCAAAUUACGGGAAGAUGGGACAUUUUAUGGAUAUAAAAUUCAGCCUAAAGAUGAUAUGGCGCAACCUUUAAAUAAUUUCACUGUUCGCGACUGUCAAAUUAUAUGUUUAAAUAAGCCAAAACCAUACACAUUUCUUAUUCGUGGUUUACAAUGGACCAAUGUAGUGGAACGUUUAUUCUUCGUCGAGACGGAAGCAGAAAGAAAUUAUUGGCUUAGUGCAAUUCAAAGCGUCGCAAAUAGACUCAAAUCGUCAUUUGAGCAGCCAGUAUCCGUACACAGUUUAGAUUUGGCUGAAAAUAUGAUCGUUGAUAUUCCUCAGAGGCCCGUGAAACGUUAUUCUGUAAAUGACUUCAGACUUUUAAAAGUUUUAGGGAAAGGUACUUUUGGAAAAGUGAUUUUGUGUCAAGAGAAUGAAACAGGUCAUUUCUACGCCAUGAAAAUACUAAAGAAGUCUGUACUUAUUGAAAAAGAAGAAGUUGUUCAUACAAUGACUGAAAAUCGUGUGCUACAACAAUGCAAACAUCCAUUUAUGACAGAGCUCCGUUAUUCAUUUACUACACCUAAUUAUUUAUGCUUUGUUAUGGAAUAUGUUAAUGGUGGUGAAUUAUUUUUUCAUCUACAACGUGAUCGUGUAUUCUCAGAAGAAAGAGCUAAAUUUUAUGGUGCAGAAAUUACUCUGGCUUUAGGUUAUUUACAUCACCAGAAUGUUGUUUAUAGGGAUCUUAAAUUGGAAAAUUUAUUGUUGGAUAAAGAUGGUCAUAUAAAAAUCGCUGAUUUUGGUUUGUGCAAAGAAGACAUGUACUAUGGUGCAUCAACUAAAACAUUUUGUGGUACACCAGAAUAUUUGGCACCUGAAGUUUUGUUGGAUAACGAUUAUGGGCGUUCAGUUGAUUGGUGGGGCCUUGGUGUAGUAAUGUAUGAAAUGAUGUGUGGACGUUUACCAUUCUAUUCAAGUGAUCAUGAAGUUUUAUUUGAACUAAUACUGCAAGAGAAUGUCUCCUUCCCAGCUCGUCUUUCACACCCAGCUCAAGAUAUCCUGUCUAGACUUUUAAUUAAAGAUCCAACAAGUCGAUUAGGUGGUGGAAUACAAGAUGUUUUGGAAGUUAUGGCACAUUUGUUUUUUGCGUCAGUUGAUUGGGAUCGUUUAAUAAGAAAAGAUAUUCAACCACCAUGGAAACCAGACGUGGUCGAUGAAAAAGACACAAAAUAUGUCCCAGAUGAAUUCAAGGAUACGUCAGUCGAUCUGACUCCUCCAAAUGAUGAUGAAGAUAAUAUGAAUCGAAUUGUCGAUGGACCAUAUUUUGAGCAAUUCAGUUUUCAUGGAAGUCGACAAAGUUUGAAUAGUAGAAUUACAAUAAUUGAGCAUAAUCUCCAAGAGUUAAUUCUUUUCACGGAAUUCUGUGUGUGUGUAUGGUACUUCAAAUUGGUUCCUGAUAAUACAACUGUGCAACUCAAAAAUGGGGUUCGUAUUGAAGUUUCCUCUUCAUCUUUGAAGGCUGCAGUGUCCACAAAACAUCUUGUCGCCUCACCAACUUUCUCUCAGUUCAAUUAUGCUAUCCGUAGACAGUUUUCUAAUAACCCAUCAGACGAUUCGGUAAACAAUAUUUCUGAUUUAGUAAAAGGAAGUCGUAUUGUGCUUUUUAUGAAAGGGAAUCCGAAUGAACCACGUUGUGGUUUCAGUAAUGCUGUUUGUCGUAUCCUAGAAAUGCAUGGAAUUCUAGAAAAAGCAAGUAAAGGAGAUGAUCCAGAUCUGUUCGCAUCGUAUGAUGUCUUAGAGAGUGAAGACCUGCGAGCUGCUGCUAAAGCGUUUGCUGACUGGCCCACUUUCCCUCAGUUAUAUUUUGACGGUGAAUUUAUUGGUGGUUGUGAUAUUCUUUUAGAUAUGCAUCGUUCUGGGAAACUAACGGAAGAACUAGAACGUCUCGGUAUUGGCUCUGCUUUAGCAAAAGUGUCAGACAAUGAGGAAACAUGA